Molecule: messenger RNA, 924 nt
Organism: Cylicostephanus goldi
Lineage: Eukaryota; Metazoa; Nematoda; Chromadorea; Rhabditida; Strongylidae
Source: the annotation of a GenBank genome assembly
AUGGUGCGCAGCGAUGAACGCCCAGGCAAGCGGCAACGUUUGGAUUACGACGAGAUGGAAGACGAAGAUGAUCGCGAUAUCCGUCCAAAAAGGACAUUAGCAUCAACGGUAGUCAUGCCAUCUAUCGAAACGAAGAGCCGCGAGGAGAAAAUCGAGGAAAUGACUAAAAAUGAAAAGAAAGAAGUAACCACUAGGCACUGCAUUGUUUACAGAAACCGUCGUAUGUUCUCGAACCUCCUCAUGGGCACGCUCACUCGUUUCCAAAAAGACGAGAAGAAGAUACAAAAUGUAGAAAAGAUUCAAGCAGAGAAGUACAAAGAAGUUGAAAAGCGGCUCGAAGACAAGAAGCGCGAAGACCGCGAAAAGAUUAUGGCUGAACGUCAAAAAUUAUUCGAUGAGCGUCGUGAACAAGAAAAAGAAUUGCGCGCACUGCAGCGUAAAAAGGCACUUAUCCAAUAUGCGGAGGCAAAGAAGGAGCAUUACAAGCUGCUGCGCAACUUUAUCCAGACGCAAACGAAACCUACACUAUUUUUCGCACCAGCCAAACAUUCGAUGCGCUCGCUCGAACUGCUGAAAGCUUCCGAAAAGGCCAUUGAUGGUCUUAUGGAACUGCGGCAGAAAGAGCUUGAGCGUGAGCUGGAGAAUAAUGUUGACGAAGAACAUCACGAGCAAAACACCGCCGAAUCCAACGAUACGGAAGCUGGCAAUUCCAAAGACGCCACAGUAUCGAUUAGGAGGAAUCGUGAUCGCAGUCAUUCACGUAGCGGCGACGAGGACGACCGUGAAAAGAGUCCAGAUCAGCCGGAAGCCAAAGAAACGAGCGCUGCGCAUGAGGAGGUGCACGAGAACAACGACGCGGACGAAGCCAUGGGCGAAGAGGAGAGAAUCCAGCCAGACGAGGAGCCAAUGGAGAAGGACGAUUAG